This is a messenger RNA of Neomonachus schauinslandi (Hawaiian monk seal), 763 nucleotides long. RefSeq names its product signal recognition particle 14 (gene SRP14). The transcript has 5 exons. Gene Ontology annotation, biological process: SRP-dependent cotranslational protein targeting to membrane. Bases 133 to 465 code for a protein of 110 amino acids. Gene Ontology annotation, molecular function: endoplasmic reticulum signal sequence receptor activity; 7S RNA binding. Gene Ontology annotation, cellular component: signal recognition particle, endoplasmic reticulum targeting. The record is from RefSeq and is a predicted model, not a curated record. Lineage: Eukaryota; Metazoa; Chordata; Mammalia; Carnivora; Phocidae.
GAGAGAACGGAGGCAGGGAUUGGUGGAAGAGAGUUGAAAUCUAAUAGCGGAAGUCCCGCCCAUUCUGGGCGAAAGCUUCCGGCUCUAAUUGCUUGGGCCAUAUGCUGACGCAGGGGAGCUAGCGGUGCCGGAAUGGUGCUGCUGGAGAGCGAGCAGUUCCUGACGGAGCUGACCAGACUCUUCCAGAAGUGCCGGUUGUCGGGCAGCGUGUUCAUCACACUGAAGAAGUAUGAUGGUCGAACUAAACCCAUUCCAAGGAAAGGUUCUGUAGAGGGCUUUGAGCCCUCAGACAACAAGUGUCUGUUAAGAGCUACUGAUGGGAAAAAGAAGAUCAGCACUGUGGUGAGCUCCAAAGAAGUGAACAAGUUUCAGAUGGCUUACUCAAACCUAUUGAGAGCUAACAUGGAUGGGCUGAAGAAGAGGGACAAAAAGAGCAAGAGUAAGAAGAGCAAAGCAGCACAGUGAAGGGCACCAGAUAUCCUUCUUUGACCAACUAACUACCGAAUUACUAUUUUUCCUUUGGUUAUUACUUUUGGCCACAAAGCUAGGUUUCUGGUUCCCCUAUAGAAACUUUUCAUGUGAGAUGAGGGUCAUUUUGGAUGGAAGAAGGGCUGCAGUGUUUACAGGAUAGUUGUAAGAAGCCAAGUUUAUUUUAGAAUUGGCUGAUUGGUCUGUGUUGUAUUGUUGUAUAUCCUGGGAUUAUAAAGUCUCUGUAGCCAUCUGUGUGACGAAAAAUGGAUCAUUAAACCUGUAUUUAUCUGCA